Molecule: messenger RNA, 1636 nt
Organism: Eremomyces bilateralis CBS 781.70
Lineage: Eukaryota; Fungi; Ascomycota; Dothideomycetes; Eremomycetales; Eremomycetaceae
Product: EXS-domain-containing protein
Exons: 3
Coding region: 223-1413 (396 amino acids)
Cellular component (GO): cytoplasm; membrane
Source: RefSeq, a predicted model, not a curated record
GAGUCCACCAGGAACAUCGAUCGUGAGAAGCCCUCAACUUCUCAAGAUGCUCGUGUGACUUCCCCCUAUCGACACGAAUUCCCUUUGAUUUCUUCGACAUUACUUACUGGGCCUGUCACCUGGCAAAGCCAAUCCGUCAUCGGUCAUUGCUUUCCCUCACCGUAGUCGUUCAUUCCAUGCCUCACGUGUCCUGCCAUCGCCCACUCGGUGUGCUCGUCGACAAUGAAAGGAGAUCCCGCCGUGGACGAUGAACUCGAUGCCUUCAGCCUGGUGCUCCCCCUUCCCUUUCGCGUGGCCUUGAUCAUUGUCCUGGGAGUAUGGGCCUGGGGCGCCAACCUUCACUAUCUCACCCUUAUUAAAAUUGAUGUUCCUGCACUCAUUCGCUAUCCAUCCCGAUCCUCCUCCCGUCAUCCGCCCCACCACCUCUCCACGUACCGCCUCGCCUCCGUCCUCUCCGUUCCCCUUGCCUCCGCCCUCGUCUUAUUCUGGCUGUUCACCCAUGGCAACGCCAAGGAGGUGGCGCGCUGGGAGCUCCUCCCGAACCUCUACCUCCUAGUGAUGGUGGUCAUCUUCUUCCUCCCCCUCCACAUGUUCUCCCGCUCCGGCCGCUCCCGAUUCUUGACUACCCUCCGCCGCAUCAGCAUCGGCGGCCUCGCUGAGGCGCACGACGGGAAGUUCGGCGACAUCCUCAUGGCCGAUGCGCUGACCUCGUACGCGAAGGUGCUGGGCGACCUGUUCAUCUCGCUCUGCAUGUUCUUCUCGAGCGGUCGCUCGUCCACGGGGAAGCCGGAUCGGCUGUGCGGGGGCCAGUUUUUCGUGCCGUUGAUCAUUAGCAUCCCGAGCAUGAUCCGGCUGCGACAGUGUCUGAUCGAGUACGGGCGCGUACGGAAGGCGUCGAGGGAAGCGCCGAGGGGCCUGGGAGGGAUAAAUCAGGGGUGGGGCGGACAGCAUUUGGCCAACGCGCUGAAGUAUUCGUCGGCGUUUCCGGUCAUCAUUCUGAGCGCAUUGCAGCGAGGGUACGACCCGGAGAAGAUGGGCAUGUCGGAAAAAGGGCUCUUUCGCUUGUGGCUUUUCUUCGUAUGCGUGAAUUCGUUCUAUUCGUUCUAUUGGGACGUUGCCAAGGACUGGGACCUCAGCCUCUUCUCAUCCGAUCGCGAUAACCCCGAGCACCCCUGGGGGUUGCGACGCCAUCGAUACUUUCACAACGAUAAUAUGUAUUAUACUGUCAUCGUGCUGGACCUGGUGCUGCGCUGUACGUGGAGCUUGAAGCUCUCGUCACAUUUGGAUCAUUGGAACGACGUGGAAGGGGGCAUUUUCGCCAUGGAGGCGCUGGAGGUGUUUCGGCGUUGGGUUUGGAUCUUCUUUCGGGUGGAAACCGAGUGGGGUGAGUCGGAUGGUUUCAAGAUGGGUUGAGUCGUGCUGACAUUGACUUGUAGUGCGCAAUAAUCGCGGACCCGCCCUUGAUGAUGUCCUGCUGGGGGAUAUGACCAGCAAGUUGGAUGAGGACUAGGGACUCGCGCCAUCGGACCAAGCGGAGUCUUAAACCAUGUAUCAAUAGAAAUCCUAGAGGACAAUGAAUAUGUACCUGGCAUUGUCACGUUAUGAAUGAUGCCCCGUUCCCGCUAUACAAGAAUUG